Molecule: messenger RNA, 4183 nt
Organism: Xenia sp. Carnegie-2017
Lineage: Eukaryota; Metazoa; Cnidaria; Anthozoa; Malacalcyonacea; Xeniidae
Product: lethal(2) giant larvae protein homolog 1-like
Exons: 21
Coding region: 102-3257 (1051 amino acids)
Biological process (GO): regulation of establishment or maintenance of cell polarity; cortical actin cytoskeleton organization; establishment of spindle orientation
Cellular component (GO): plasma membrane; cytoplasm; cortical actin cytoskeleton
Molecular function (GO): myosin II binding; syntaxin binding; GTPase activator activity
Source: RefSeq, a predicted model, not a curated record
CUAGUCGUUCACGCCUUGGCAUUUUGAUUCAAAAUUUCUUAUUGAUCGUUUGUUUUGUUUUAAAAUUUUAUGCCGAACGAUAGUAGAAUUUUCCCUUCGAUAUGUUGAAGUUUUCACGAGGUAGAGGACGAAAACCUGAUCCUAAAGAUAAAAUCGCUCAGGAAUUAUUGGCUUUUAACAAGUUAACUGAACAUGGCUUUCCUCACAAACCCACCGCUGUCGCUUAUGAUAAAGAACUUGGUCUUUUAGCUGUUGGUACAUCGACUGGCUUUCUCAAAAUUUUUGGCAAACCUUGUGUAGAACUUACUGCCUAUCCUGCGACCAAGACCAGAAUACAGGAAUUACAUUUCUUACCUAAACAGGGAAGAAUUAUCAGUGUCUGCGAUGAUGUUACACAUGACAGUGUUCACCUUUUGGAAAUCAACGAGCGAGAUGGAAAAGCUGUUUUGGAAGAGGUGAAAACAUGCAUGUUGCAAGGAAGAUUGAAGAAGAUAGCUGUUUGCUCGCUCUCAAUGAAGACGAAUAGACUUUAUCUUGGAACGGAGGGUGGAAAUAUUUACCUUCUUGAUAUAAUAACAUUUGAUCUUUUGGAUCACAUCAUUUAUCAAGAUGUUGUUAUUCAAGGUGUUCCUGAAGAGUAUAAGACAGUCAAUCCAGGUUCAGUUGAGGCCAUCCAAGAAAAUCCCAUGAACAAGGAACAGGUUUUGAUAGGCUACAAAAAAGGUCUAAUGGUUUUGUGGAAUCAUCAAUCUGGCGAUCUAAAGGAGUCCUUUUGCUCAAUGCAAGGUUUGGAGAGUUUGUACUUUCAUCAUUCGGGCGAGAAAUUUGUCAGCUCUCAUGCCGAUGGUAGCUUGACCGUGUGGAAUCUUAGAGAAGAUGCAGAAGCAAAAUGUGAAUCUCCUUGUGAAUCACCAUGUCCAUUUGGACCUUUUCCAUGCAAGGCUAUCACAAAGGUUUGUUGGAAUGAGCCAUACACUAUCUUCAGUGGUGGAAUGCCUCGAGCAAGCUACGGAGAUCGACAUUGUAUCUCCGUUAUUUGUGGUGAUUCAACGCAAGCGACGUUUGAUUUUACAUCGAGAGUCGUUGAUUUCUUUGUUAUAUUUGAUAAACUUGAGAAAUCUAAUCCAAGAUCUUUAGCAGUCCUUUGUGAACAUGAGUUUGUUAUCAUUGAUUUGCUCAAAGAAAAUGGCUACCGGACGUACGCAUCGCCAUAUUUAUCCUGCAUUCAUUCGUCGUCAAUCACGUGCUCUCAACAUAUUCAAAAUUGUCCUGAAGAUAUGUGGAAGUUUUUAAAAGAAGCUGGUUUAAAGCAUCUUGGCAACAAUUAUCCACCUGAGGAUUGGCCAAUCACAGGAGGUCGUUCGUUACUUUCGAAGAAUAACAAACAUGAUAUUUUAAUCACAGGACACGAAGAUGGCUCCGUCAAAUUCUGGGACGUUUCUUCUCUUAAUAUGAGCCCGCUUCACUCGAUCCAGACCUCCCGAUUCUUUUCCGGAGAUCAUGAGCCCGCAGAUCAACUAGACGGCGAUGAUGAAGGCUGGCCCCAUCUUCGUAAAGUUGGCGUUUAUGAUCCGUUCUGUGAUGAUCAAAGAUUGGGCGUCCAGAAAAUUUAUUUUGACCCUUUUUGGAAAGUCCUCGUUGUUGGAGGCCAUGGAGGUCAGGUGGUUGUUAUGGAUAUACAGAAUGAAGAAAAGGAUGUUGAAAUAAAGGUAAUCGAUGUCAACUUAGUGAAAGAAUUUGAGAAUUUUAACUGGAAAGGUCACGGACCUCUUACACCACACUCAGGAUCCAUUAAGGUCCCUAUGGGAUUCAAACCGAUCGUGAUUGCCCAACUAACACCUGCGUCUAGUGUCACUGCGCUUGCGCUAAAGGCCAAAUGGGGAUUACUCUCUGUUGGAAGCACCCACGGGUUCUUCAUCUUAGAUUUUAUUCAGAAAGUUGCAACAUUACAACGUUGUACAGUCAGUCUUGAUGACAUGGACAGUGAAGGAGGAACUUUGGUUCGACGACGAACUCUGAAAGAAUCUUUACGAAGAUCAUUCAGACGGUUGCGCAGUGGAAGACGUAGCGGUCGAAGACGACAAAAUACCCGAACUGGAAAAGAUUCGAGGCACCAGUCUCCCAGCAGUGGCGAAGAAGCUCCUGUACAAAGAUUAAUUGACGAAAAUAGCAAGAUUGGUGAAGGUUAUCAAGGCCUUGUAAGAUGUUUAUAUAUGGUGGAUACGUUUGUGAAAGAUGGUGUUCACCAUGGUCCCUCGCUAUGGGUGGGUACAAACUCCGGUUAUAUUUACCCCUAUACGAUAGAACUCCCUCCCGAUGAUGAAAGAAAAAGUUCUAGCGUCCAGGCUUUUGCAAAGAAACCCGAAAUUCGUCUAAAACACAACGCAGCUGUGAUAUCGAUGUUGGUUGUCGAUAAAGAUGGCCAACCAAUGCAUGAAGAUUAUUUAGUGAAGAAUGGAGAAGAAAAAGCUGCGGACAUGAGCGGUAAUCACUCUAUAAUCAUAUGCUCAGAGGAGCAAUUCAAAGUUCUCUCACUACCACAGCUGAGAAUUAAACACAAAGAAAAGUUAACCGCCAUUGACGGAUCCAAAGUUCGUAAACUUGGUGUAAUAUCGCUUAGAAGUGAAGAUGUCUCAGAUGAAACAUACGCUUGUCUUGGCUGUCUUAACAAUCAAGGAGAUCUGAACGUCUUUGGUUUGCCCAGUCUUAGGCAACUCCUUAAAGUGAAUUGUUUAAAACGUGAAGAUAUGUUGGCUAUACAAUCCUUGCUCUUCACAAGACUGGGUGAAGGAUUUUACUUACGUUCGCCUUCUCAGCUAGAACGAUUUUCUCUUGCUGUAUCUCACAAUGUCCGCCCUGAUUGUGUAUUGAAUUUACCGGAUGAAGAGGAGAAGGAAGGUGCUGCAAAUGAAGCAGAGGAUGAUUCAAAUAUAGGAGACACGAAAUCCGAUGAACACGUGACUCGUCACCAGACCACCAAUAUCGUGGAGAGCCACGAGGAGAACACAGUUGUGGUAAGAAGUGCGAGACAUUCGUCCAAAUCAAAAAAGACCACAACAGUCGAUGUGGCGAAUACUACGCAAAAUAAGGAAUUAUUAAAUAAUGGUGACCAUUCGGAGGAAAACCACAGGGGGGUGAGGUCGAUUUCACCAUCAUCAAGUGAUGGCGAUGGGACUACAUUUAAAGCACCUGGGAUAUCACACAAGAAGGAGGAUCAACGAGGCGUUAAUGAUCUUGAGAUAAAUCCACGUUAUUAAAUCUAGGAAAGUUAUGAACAUAAUUUAGAGACGACCUGAAUGUUUCAAUGAAAUAGGCUCGAGGUUCCCGUACUGAGGUUAAAGUACUAAUUUAACAUAAGUUUGUUGUGCCUGCAAUGAUGAAGUAAAUGUGUUAAUUUAACAUUCGCUUUCUUGUGCUUGCAAUGAUGAAGCAAAUGUGUUAAUUUAACAUAAGUUUGUUCUGCUAGCAAUGAUGAAGUAAAUGUGUUAAUUUAACAUAAGUUUGUUGUGCUAGCAAUGAUGAAGUAAAUGUGUUAAUUUAACAUAAGUUUGUUGUGCUAGCAAUGAUGAAGUAAAUGUGUUAAUUUAACAUAAGUUUGUUGUGCUAGCAAUGAUGAAGUAAAUGUGUUAAUUUAACAUAAGCUUUCUUGUGCUAGCAAUGAUGAAGUAAAUGUGUUAAUUUAACAUAAGUUUGUUGUGCCUGCAAUGAUGAAGUAAAUGUGUUAAUUUAACAUUCGCAUUCUUGUGCUUGCAAUGAUGAAGCAAGUGUGUUAAUUUAACAUAAGUUUGUUGUGCUCGCAAUGAUGAAGUAAAUGUGUUAAUUUAACAUAAGUUUCUUGUGGUUGUUUUCACUAACCUAGGCAAUAAUAUGGGCAAAUACUAAUAGUUUUAGUAAUGUAAUGUUAUUAUAUAGUUAGAAAUGUUUUCUUUAAAUAAUCUUGCUUCUAGUAGAAGUUAUUUAAAUCUUUAUGCUUCUACCAUUGUGCUAUUAUUAUAUUCUUUUGAAACCAAAGUGAAAAUAUUGUGGAUUGACAGUGUAAAAUAUUAUUAUACAUGAUUUAGUUAUUGAAUAUGCAACUCUGUUCCUUAUUGGUAAUAAAUCUACGCAUGUCCCUUCAGAGUUAUAAAGCUCGCCGAGAGGUGCAAGUGUAUUACUUUAUGUAAGAAUAAAUUUAUUAAUUGUA